Meleagris gallopavo (turkey) is the source of this 3024-nucleotide messenger RNA. Lineage: Eukaryota; Metazoa; Chordata; Aves; Galliformes; Phasianidae. The record is from RefSeq and is a predicted model, not a curated record.
GAUAUGCAAUACGAUGAAGACGAUGACGAGAUCACCCCCGACCUGUGGCAGGAGGCGUGCUGGAUUGUCAUUAGCUCCUAUUUUGAUGAAAAAGGUUUAGUCAGGCAACAGUUGGAUUCUUUUGAUGAAUUUAUUCAGAUGUCUGUGCAGAGAAUUGUUGAAGAUGCUCCACCAAUUGAUUUACAAGCAGAAGCCCAGCAUGCCACAGGAGAAGUGGAAGAACCGCCCCGGUAUCUCCUGAAGUUUGAACAAAUCUAUCUCUCCAAACCUACACAUUGGGAAAGAGAUGGAGCACCGUCGCCUAUGAUGCCCAAUGAAGCCAGGCUGAGAAACCUUACGUAUUCAGCCCCCUUAUAUGUGGAUAUAACUAAAACAGUUAUUAAAGAAGGGGAGGAUCAGUUACAGACACAACAUCAGAAAACUUUUAUAGGAAAAAUUCCUAUUAUGUUACGAUCAACGUACUGUUUGUUAAAUGGCUUAACUGACCGUGAUCUUUGUGAACUGAACGAAUGCCCUCUGGAUCCGGGUGGCUAUUUUAUCAUUAAUGGAUCAGAAAAGGUUCUGAUUGCUCAAGAAAAAAUGGCUACAAACACAGUAUAUGUGUUUGCAAAAAAAGAUUCCAAAUAUGCCUACACGGGAGAGUGUAGAUCUUGUCUGGAAAAUUCCUCGCGACCAACAAGUACUAUAUGGGUUAGCAUGCUAGCCAGAGGUGGGCAGGGUGCAAAGAAGAGUGCUAUUGGUCAGCGCAUUGUAGCAACGUUGCCAUAUAUCAAACAAGAAGUGCCAAUCAUAAUUGUCUUUCGUGCACUUGGGUUUGUGUCUGACAGGGACAUUUUAGAGCACAUCAUUUAUGAUUUUGAAGAUCCAGAAAUGAUGGAAAUGGUUAAGCCUUCUCUGGAUGAAGCCUUUGUCAUUCAGGAGCAAAACGUUGCUCUGAACUUCAUUGGAUCAAGAGGUGCAAAGCCAGGUGUCACCAAGGAGAAGAGAAUCAAGUACGCUAAGGAAGUCCUGCAGAAAGAAAUGCUUCCACAUGUUGGUGUCAGUGACUUCUGUGAAACCAAGAAGGCCUAUUUUCUAGGGUAUAUGGUUCAUAGAUUGUUGUUGGCUGCACUGGGCAGAAGGGAGCUUGAUGACAGAGAUCAUUAUGGCAACAAAAGGCUGGAUCUUGCUGGGCCACUGCUGGCUUUUCUGUUCAGAGGAAUGUUUAAGAAUUUGCUGAAGGAAGUGAGAAUAUAUGCACAAAAGUUUAUUGACAGAGGGAAGGAUUUCAACUUGGAGCUGGCAAUUAAAACGAGAAUUAUUUCUGAUGGUUUGAAAUAUUCACUGGCCACUGGAAACUGGGGUGAUCAGAAGAAAGCUCAUCAGGCCAGAGCAGGUGUAUCUCAGGUGUUAAACCGCCUGACUUUUGCAUCAACACUUUCCCAUCUGAGACGCCUGAAUUCUCCAAUUGGUAGAGAUGGAAAGCUAGCAAAGCCCAGGCAGCUGCACAAUACGCUGUGGGGAAUGGUUUGCCCAGCUGAGACUCCAGAGGGUCACGCAGUAGGACUUGUGAAGAACUUAGCCCUGAUGGCUUACAUUUCUGUGGGGUCUCAGCCAUCCCCAAUUUUGGAAUUCUUGGAAGAGUGGAGUAUGGAAAACCUGGAAGAAAUAUCUCCAGCAGCAAUCGCAGAUGCUACCAAGAUUUUUGUUAAUGGCUGCUGGGUAGGAAUACACAAAGAUCCAGAGCAGCUUAUGAAUACCCUAAGGAAGCUCCGUCGUCAGAUGGAUAUAAUUGUGUCAGAGGUCUCAAUGAUUAGGGAUAUUCGUGAGCGAGAAAUCCGCAUCUAUACUGAUGCAGGCAGAAUUUGCCGACCUCUUCUAAUUGUGGAAAAGCAGAAGUUGCUGUUGAAGAAAAGGCACAUUGACCAACUGAAGGAACGAGAGUAUAACAAUUACAGUUGGCAGGACCUUGUGGCCAGUGGUGUAGUAGAGUACAUCGAUACACUGGAAGAAGAGACUGUGAUGCUGGCCAUGACUCCAGAUGACUUGCAGGAGAAGGGUGUUGCAUAUUGUUCAACAUAUACCCACUGUGAGAUUCACCCAUCCAUGAUCCUGGGAGUGUGUGCAUCUAUUAUUCCUUUCCCCGAUCACAACCAGUCUCCUAGGAACACAUACCAGUCUGCUAUGGGUAAACAGGCAAUGGGAGUCUACAUUACAAACUUCCAUGUUCGUAUGGACACGCUGGCCCAUGUUCUGUACUAUCCUCAGAAGCCCCUUGUAACAACACGCUCCAUGGAGUACUUGCGAUUCAGAGAGUUACCAGCAGGUAUCAAUUCAAUCGUAGCCAUUGCAUCAUAUACAGGCUAUAACCAGGAAGAUUCUGUCAUCAUGAACCGUUCUGCUGUUGACAGAGGCUUCUUCAGAUCUGUGUUCUAUCGCUCCUACAAAGAGCAAGAGUCCAAAAAAGGAUAUGACCAAGAGGAAGUUUUUGAGAAGCCUACCCGUGAGACUUGUCAAGGUAUGAGACAUGCAAUCUAUGACAAACUUGAUGACGAUGGUUUGAUUGCACCUGGAGUACGUGUGUCUGGGGACGAUGUCAUCAUUGGCAAAACAGUAACUCUGCCAGAAAACGAAGAUGAACUGGAAAGCACUAACAGGCGCUUCACCAAGAGAGACUGUAGCACUUUUCUGCGAACUAGCGAGACUGGUAUUGUAGAUCAGGUCAUGGUAACUCUUAACCAGGAAGGAUACAAGUUCUGCAAGAUCAGGGUUCGGUCUGUGAGAAUCCCUCAAAUAGGAGAUAAAUUUGCCAGCAGGCAUGGUCAGAAAGGAACCUGUGGUAUCCAGUACAGGCAAGAGGAUAUGCCCUUCACCUGUGAAGGCAUCACACCAGAUAUCAUCAUUAACCCUCAUGCCAUCCCUUCCCGCAUGACCAUUGGUCACUUGAUUGAAUGUCUUCAGGGGAAGGUAAGAAGAAUGUUUUAUGCUGCAUGUUUUAAGGAAUAUGAGUUAAUAUACAUAUAUAUAUAUAUAUAUAUAUAUAUA